UUCAGGAAAGUGGAAGGCUAAUACCGUGCAUGUGUGUCUUUUCGGAUCCCGUUUUGAACAAAAAUACAUAAAUUUUAUUUAUUUUUUUUUUGUUGUACAUUCAAAUAAACCACGAUAUCCCACCGAAAUUGACUAAUAAUAAAACCUAGUUUUAACAGUUGUUGGUUUAACACCCAAAUGGCUUGCUUGAAUACACUCAAGCAGGAGAUAAAAACUCUUGAGUCUGUCUUCCCAAAGAGCCAUGAGAGAUUUCAGAUAAUGUCUGCUAGUGUCGACGAGCUUAGUUGUAGAUUCGUCGGUAAAAAUGGAAUGAAAUACGAAAUACAUGCAAAUAUCACAGAGACGUAUCCAUCAACACCACCCGUAUGGUUUGCUGAAUCCGAAGAGACCAGUGUGACAAAUGCUGUACAAAUAUUGAGCAAUACAACGGGUCGUGACAACCAUGUUAUUAAUCAAGUAGGGAUAUUGUUAAAAGAGUUGUGCCGGCUUCACUCAUUGCCAGAGCCACCGGACGUUGAGAGACUGAGAACAGCCCUGGACCCACUGCGUCUGGGAGGGACUAAUGACGUUGUUGCGCAGGGAAUGGAAGCCGAAGAUACUGAGGAGAUUGAGGAGGAUGAGGACAGUGAGUCAGAGGAGGAUUUACAUUUGGAUAUGGAUGAGGGAGAGGCUAAUGCGAAGAGUAAGGCUGAUGAUAUGGAUCUGGAACACCUAGCGACAUUAGAAAGGCUGAGACAAAAUCAGAGACAAGAUUACUUGAGAGGCUCUGUAUCAGGUAGUGUUCAAGCAACUGAUAGACUUAUGAAGGAACUGCGGGAUAUAUACAGGAGUGACAGCUUCAAAAAAGGCAUGUACAGUAUAGAGCUGGUGAAUGAAAGUCUCUACGAGUGGAAUAUCAGGUUGAUGUGUGUAGACCCUGAUUCACCCUUGCACAAAGAUCUCGUUCUGUUGAAAGAGAAAGAGGGAAAGGAUAGUAUUCUCCUGAAUAUGAUGUUCAAGGAAACUUAUCCGUUCGAGCCACCGUUCGUACGUGUCGUUCACCCAAUAAUAUCCGGAGGCUAUGUUCUUGUGGGUGGUGCUAUCUGUAUGGAAUUACUCACUAAACAGGGCUGGAGUUCAGCGUACACUGUUGAAGCUGUUAUAAUGCAAAUUUCAGCGACAUUAGUUAAAGGAAAAGCCCGGAUACAGUUUCAGGGCGCUAGUGGAGCUGGCAAAGUGUGCGGGGGACAGGGACAGUACAGUCUGGCGCGUGCACAACAAUCCUUCAAAUCUCUAGUUCAAAUACACGAAAAGAAUGGAUGGUUUACGCCGCCAAAAGAGGACGGCUAAUGCUGCGAGAAAAAAAAUAUAUUAAAAAACCCAUCAACAAUUGAACGAGAAACAAGAGAAACAAUGCAACUUGUGAAGAUGAAUCUGAAUAUGACGCGUGCUUAUUAUUGAGACUUGGAAUAACGAUUAAACCAGAGGAAUGGCACUAUGCCCAAACAAAUAAUUACUACGAUAAUGAUUUGAUACACAAACACGAGAAACAUUAAUUAGAUAAAACUUAAGGAUAAACAAAAAAAAUUAUUGAUAACGCUUCAUUCGCCGUUCGUUAUUUUGUCAUCUUACUUUUUUACUUUCUGUUUUCAAUUGUUUACCCGAGUUUUUUUUUCGAAAAGAAAUAAACAGUGUUUGGUAUUCUGUGAGCAUAGAUUCCGAUGAUUGAUACUGGAUCGUUAGAAAAAAAUUCACUCAGUAUUUAUUUCUAUUCGCUAGGGACAUUAAGUCAAAAUUACUCAAUUGCUCUUCCUUUUCAUUUUGUUGAAUUUGUUGUGAAGAAUAAAAGGAAAAUAAUAACAAAAAGUACAACAACGAUGAGCGAUCUAGUUCAAAUAUUAAGGAUUGACGUCGAUAUCUUUGCCUACAAGUGUUUCAUUAUUAUUAUAUCCAUUCGUUUUGAUCAUUUCAAUUUUAUAUUAUGUUUAAGUAUUGGUAUUUCAAGGUAGAUGUUUCAUUUUUUUUCUCCCUGUGGAGGGAUUGAAUGAGAGAAGAUGAUGACUGAUAGAAAUGAUUUCAUACCCCUUUUUUUCAACGCUUGUGGAUUAUUUUGUGAGUGAAAGUGAGGAAGUUAAGAAUAUAUAUUUUACUCUGUCAAAUAAAUCUCGUCAAAUCUCCCCUCUUGAUCAGUUCUAAAGUCACUAAAGGAGAAUAAGUACUUUUUGGGAACUUAAGGGGAGACCCCGGUGAAAUUUGACAGCUGCAGGGGGUUGUCUAGCAUACAAAUGACUUUGGUACUCAUUUUUUGUACUCAAAAAAUGAGAAAAAAUCAAGUUUAAUUUUUUUCCCAAUGACGGUGUGUGACUGUACAGGUAUACUUUUAAAAUAGUCACCUUACCAGGAUUUUUGAUGGAUUGACCUGAAUUUUGGUUUCCACAAGUAAUAUAUUGAC
This is a messenger RNA of Diachasma alloeum, 2431 nucleotides long. Its product is annotated as ubiquitin-conjugating enzyme E2 Q2. Lineage: Eukaryota; Metazoa; Arthropoda; Insecta; Hymenoptera; Braconidae. The transcript is spliced from 6 exons. Gene Ontology annotation, cellular component: nucleus. The record is from RefSeq and is a predicted model, not a curated record. Gene Ontology annotation, biological process: protein polyubiquitination. Bases 178 to 1329 code for a protein of 383 amino acids. Gene Ontology annotation, molecular function: ubiquitin conjugating enzyme activity.